AUGUCAAAUCAAAUCCAAGAACAAACAACACAGUCGGGAAAUCCAAACAAUUUUGAUGCGAUUUCAAUUCGGAUUGCUUCGCCAGAACACAUUAAGGAAUGGUCAAAAAACACAGCCUGCCAUCAGCGAACCAGUGGAUGUGCAACAAGUAACUGUGCAUGCGGCGAAGUGCGGAAACCUGAAACGAUUAACUAUCGUACAUUUCGUCCCGAACGAGAUGGCUUGUUCUGUGAGGCGAUCUUCGGACCGCAAAAAGACUGGGAAUGUGGAUGCGGUAAGUACAAGCGGAUUAAACAUAAAGGGGUAAUAUGUGACCGAUGCGGUGUUGAAGUUACCCAACAGAAGGUACGCCGUGAACGGAUGGGGUAUAUCGAAUUAGCGGCACCGGUAUCACACAUCUGGUUUUUCAAGGGGCUGCCUUCCCGGAUAGGGUUGUUUUUAGACCUCCCAUUCCGUGACAUUGAACGCGUCAUCUAUUUUGAGUCGUUCAUUGUAUUAGAAGUUAAUGACCCAGAUUGUGGUUUAGAGGUAAGACAGCUCUUGACAGAGGAAGAGUACACGGAAUACCAAGAUAAAUUUCCCGAUAGUUUCCGUGCAGGUAUGGGGGCAGAUGCGAUUCGAGAAUUACUGGAGCAGAUUGAUUUAGAUCAGGAAAUCGGAACUCUGCGUGCAGAACUCGAAGCGACCGCAAGUAAACAAAAAUCUCGGAAGUUGUCCAAGCGGUUAAAAUUGGUCAUGGGCUUCAAAAAGUCAGGGAAUCUGCCACAUUGGAUGAUCCUUACGGUAAUUCCGGUAAUUCCGCCUGACCUACGUCCGUUGGUUGCUCUCGAUGGCGGACGGUUUGCCACUAGCGAUUUGAACGAUCUGUAUCGGCGCGUGAUUAAUCGGAACAACCGUCUGAAACGCCUGAUGGAACUCCGUGCACCGGAAGUGAUUAUCCGCAAUGAGAAACGAAUGCUCCAAGAAGCGGUAGAUGCGCUGCUGGACAAUGGUCGUCAUGGUCGCAUGGUGCGUGGUCCGGGCAAUCGUCCCCUCAAAUCCCUCUCCGAUAUGCUCAAGGGGAAGCCGGGACGUUUUCGUCAAAACUUGCUCGGCAAACGUGUGGACUAUUCGGGACGAACCGUCAUCGUGGUUGGGCCCGAACUUCAGUUGCACCAGUGUGGUUUGCCGAAGAAGAUGGCAUUGGAACUGUUUAAGCCUUUCAUCAUUCAUAAGCUGCAGGCGAAAGGUUAUGCUCACACUAUCAAACGGGCGAAAAAUAUGGCAGAGCAGGUCUCGCCAGAAGUGUGGGAGGUGUUGGAAGAGGUAAUUGACGAACAUCCGGUAUUACUUAACCGCGCUCCAACGCUGCAUCGACUCGGAAUUCAAGCGUUCCAACCCGUGCUCGUAGAAGGAAAAGCAAUUCGAGUCAAUCCACUUGUGUGUGAGGCAUUCAAUGCUGACUUUGAUGGGGACCAGAUGGCAGUGCACGUUCCAUUGAGCGUUGAGGCACAGGUUGAAGCAAAGCUACUGAUGAUGGCUACGCGAAACCUUCUCAAGCCAGCGCACGGUGGAGCUAUUGCGGUGCCGAACCGAGAUGUCGCAAUGGGUUGUAGUUUUCUCACAAAGGCGGUUCCUGAAGAGGAAUGGGAGAAAGUGUGCAAAGUGCCAACCCCACGAACCUAUCAAGAUACGGAAGAGAUUAUUCUUGCACACGAUUGUGGUGCCCUUGGGCUGCAUGAUCCGGUAAAACUCUACUUUGGUGGAGCAGAGCAGCCAAUUGAGACAACGGUGGGACGAGUAAUCUUUAACCAAGCUAUCCCUGCCAAGACGCAACAAAUGCUGCCAUUUGUCAACCAAGAAAUGAGUUCCCGGGAUCUUUCAGACUUAGUGUCUCGUGCUUUUGAGGAGUUGGGUAAUCGCCAAACUGUGGCGUUUAUAGAUGACUUGAAGCGGCUUGGCUUUCAUUACGCAACGCUAGGCGGACUCUCUAUUGCUAUGCAGGACAUGAUCAUCCCGCACCAGAAGUCCGAAUUGAUAAGGGAAGCACGGAAGCGGGUAGAACAGAUUGAAGCCGAUUACCAAAGAGGCGACAUGGGCAUGAGUGAAGGCGAACGGUACAACAAAGUGAUUGAUGUCUGGCAUCAACUGGUCGGACAAAUCGAAACCGCCUUGUUUGAUGGACUAGAACGAGGACGUGAUGAUGAGGUCGAAGGAUUUAAUCCCGUUCAUAUCAUGGUGGACUCAGGCGCGAUUUCUCGAAGCAAACGGGAUUCAAUUCGCCAAUUGGCGGGCUUGCGUGGGUUGAUGGCAAAGCCCUCUGGAGAGAUUAUCGAACAGCCAAUUGAAUCUUGCUUCCACGAAGGAUUGUCAGUGCUUGAAUAUUUCAUCUCGACGCACGGCGCGCGCAAGGGACUUGCCGACACCGCUAUUAAGACAGCUAGCAGCGGUUACCUGACGCGGAAAUUGGUUGAUGUUGCACAAGAUGUGAUGAUAACAACUAUCGACUGCGGAACACUCGGAGGUAUCACUAAGACGACAGACGAAGAGGAUCAGGCUCCGCUCUCAGAACGGAUUUUCGGACGCACAGCUGCCGAUGACAUCAUUGACUUGAGCACAGGUGAGGUGCUGGUGUCAAAGGAUGAGUUGAUUACCCAACAAGCAGCAAAGCAAGUCGAGGCCGUUGGUAUCCCUGAAGUCCGUGUACGGUCUGUGUUGACAUGCGAAGCCCGGUACGGUGCUUGUGCAAAAUGUUACGGCACCGAUUUAACGAGCAAUCAUCUAGUAGAUGUUGGUGAGGCGAUUGGUAUCAUCGCAGCGCAAUCAAUCGGGGAGCCGGGAACGCAGUUGACGAUGCGGACGUUCCACACGGGCGGCACCGUCAGUGGUGGUGGGUCCCAAUCGAGGAUUGAAGCCCGGCAUGAUGGGACGGUUCAAUAUUACAAUGUCAGAUUUAUUGAACGCCCUGAAACGGAAAGGGUUGUUCUUUCCAGAAAUGCGCAAAUCCAUAUUAUUGAUGGCAAUGGAUAUACGGUGGAGCGGCAUACCACCGAUGUUGGCGCACGAUUAUACGUCGAAGAUGGGCAAACAGUGACUAAAGGGACGCUGCUGCUUGAGUGGGAUCCAUAUCAAGUACCGAUUCUGACAGAACAUGCUGGACGCGUUGUGUUCAAGAACAUUGAUAAAGGCAAAACAGCACGUGAGGAAAGAACCUCUGGUUCAGCAGAGUGGGUCAUUAUCGAACACAGAGGCGAAGAUCAGCCACAAAUUGAGAUCCAGAACGAUGCCGGAGAAGUCCUGAUUAGCUAUCAGAUGCCAACGGGGGCAUACCUUUCAGUUCCGGUUAAAGAACUGGAAGAAAAUGAAACUGUCUUGGAGCCGGCUAAAGAACAGGUGGAACAAGGAGCGGUCUUGGCACGGCUGCCGCGCGAAAAAGGGCAAAGUCGAGACAUUGUGACAGGGCUGCCACGGGUCACUGAGCUCUUUGAGGCGCGACGACCGAAGGACACCGCUGUCAUCUCCAAGAUUGAAGGGGUGGUUGAGUUGGAAAGUGCUAGCCGUGGUGUACGUAUCCUGCGUGUGGUGGAGGGAGACUUUCAAGAGAGCCAUCGCAUUCCACAGGGCAAACACCUAAUUGUGCAGAACACCGAUAGGGUCGAUGCCGGGGAGCGGUUGACAGAUGGACCAAUCAACCCGCACGAUAUCCUUGAAGUGAAAGGGGAAGAGGCGGUCCAGAAUUACUUGGUCAAUGAAGUCCAAGAUGUGUACAGAACACAGGGCGAGCGCAUCAACGAUAAGCACAUUGAGGUCAUUGUACGACAGAUGCUGGGUAAGGUAAGAAUCGAGAAUUCGGGCGGUACAGAAUUUCUCGAAGAGGAGGAAAUAGAACGUACGGCUUUCAAUCGAGCGAAUCGCCAGGUUGUUGAAAACGGCGGACAGGCUGCAACAGCUGAAUCGAUUUUACAAGGAAUCACGAAGGCAUCCCUGUCCACGGAAAGUUUCAUCUCUGCCGCUUCAUUCCAGCAGACAACCAAUGUACUAACGAGAGCUUCGGUCGUCGGUAAACGAGAUCGGCUCGUUGGUCUGAAGGAAAAUGUCAUCAUGGGACAUCUUAUCCCUGCAGGAACAGGAGUGUCUAAGUUCCGGAAGAUUCGCGCUUUCCCCGCAGGGGAAGCACAACUUGAAUCCGAUGGGGAUUCACAGCAACCUGAGUUUACUGAUUCUCUAUCGUCUCAGGUUGAUGAACCAGCAGCAGAUUAA
Messenger RNA from Geodia barretti, 4239 nucleotides. Lineage: Eukaryota; Metazoa; Porifera; Demospongiae; Tetractinellida; Geodiidae. The record is from the annotation of a GenBank genome assembly.